AUGACGGAUAAUAGGUCGCCCGUAGUGCUACCACUCUCAAUGGACCUUCAGCAUCUCGAGUCCAUGAUCGACGACCACCAGCAGCACAACACGAAGCGGUCCAAGAACAAGACCCCCACGUACGAGGGUACGCUCGAAGGGUGGUCGCCUGCGACAAAGCCGAAUACGUCGGAGACCGAGUCGAGUAUGGACCAGUUGAGUCUCGAUCCAGCCGCUGCUAUUGCUGCUGUUGCUGCUGCUGCUACUGCUACUGCUACUGCUGCUGUUGCUGUUGCUGCUACUGCUACUGCAAGGGCUGAGCAAUUGACUGCGGCGCCUGACGACAAUCGGCUGCGGACCGACUCGACGGACAACACCAAUAGUCCCGACGCAGCACCUGUCGCUACGCUCGAGACGGCCAAAGCACUGGACAAGAAGCAGUUGUCGAAAGCCGAGCGGAAAAAGUUGGCGGCCGAAGCGUUCGCCAAGACGGGCGGCGUGCCGAAGCGCGAGAAGCUGACGAAAGCCGAGCGACGGGCGCAGCAGGAGGCCAGUCGGAGCAAGCAGGAGGGUCCGGCCAAGCACAAGCUCAAGCACAAGCAGACUGGCGAUGCUGUGGCGGCCAGUCCACUGGCAGCAGGUGCUUCUGCGCUUGGUGCGACGAUGGCCAGUGCUGCUGGCAGUGCUGCGGUUGGCGCUCUGCUACCGUCGGUUCCCGUCGUGCACGCGCGCCUGCAGUACGACGACGCCAAGAAGAUCGCCCGUCGCGCCAAAGCAGCGCUUGUGGUGCGGACGCAGGCGCAGAAACAAGUCGAGAUGUUUUCGCAUUUGCCGCAGUACGAGCGCGAGAGCUCCUUGUCGCUGAACGUGGGCUUUUCGAACAAGGAGGAGGUGCAUCCGGCCGUGCUGGCGCUCGGGCUCAAGUACGCCGAGAAGAAGAUCUCGGGGAGCAAUGCGCGGUGCGUUGCCAUGAUCACGGCGUUCCAGCAGGUCAUUCAGGACUACGUGACGCCACCGGACAAGCAGCUGGGUCGCGACCUGGACAAACGCCUUCGGCCGCUCAUUCAGUACCUCAUUGACUGCCGACCACAUGGCAUUGGCAUGGGCAAUGCCAUUCGCCGUCUGCGACGUGUCAUUGGCUCGAGUCUGCCGGAAUGGAGCGAAGAAGAAGCAAAGCGUCGGAUCUGUGAGGAGAUGGACGACUACGUGCAGACCCGUAUUUUGCUCGCCUCGCGGGUCGUCUCGAAGAACGCCCAGUCCAAGAUCAGCGCUGGUGACGUGAUUCUCACCUACGCCCGCGCCAACGUGGUCGAGAACCUGCUGCUUGAAACGGCCAAGUGCUCGCCCGAGAUCGCUGCGACGCUGCGCGUGAUCGUUGUGGAUUCGCGUCCGCACUAUGAAGGGCGGAAGCUCGUGAGUGUGCUGGCGAACGCAGGUCUGCAGUGCUCGUACCUGCAGAUCAACGCGCUGUCGUACAUCAUGCGCGAGGUCACAAAGGUGUUUCUCGGAGCUGCUGCGUUCAUGAGCAACGGCGUCGCCGUGGCACGCGUCGGUACGGCACUCGUCGCGAUGACGGCGCACGAAGCGAACGUGCCUGUGCUGUUUUGCUGCGAGACGUACAAGUUCUCGGAGCGAGUGCAGCUGGACGCGAUUACCCACAACGAACUGGGCGACCCGGAUGAGCUGGUGUCUUCGUACUGCACGGACAAGCCGCGCUCGCGACGUCGACCGGGUGUUGGAAGCGCUGCGACCGACACGGCAUCCAGCAGUUUUGUGAGCGGCGGCCACAUCCUCUCGGACUGGCGGGACCUGGCCGACCUCAAGUUGCUCAACCUCGUGUACGACGUGACGCCGAUUGAUCAUGUCUCGAUGGUGGUCACGGAGCUCGGCAUGAUCCCGCCCACGUCGAUUCCGGCGGUGCUACGUGAGUACUCUCGAGAUGGCCUCGUGGACGGACCGCUCUAG
This is a messenger RNA of Hyaloperonospora brassicae, 1944 nucleotides long. Lineage: Eukaryota; Oomycota; Peronosporomycetes; Peronosporales; Peronosporaceae. The record is from the annotation of a GenBank genome assembly.